Molecule: messenger RNA, 2402 nt
Organism: Astyanax mexicanus (Mexican tetra)
Lineage: Eukaryota; Metazoa; Chordata; Actinopteri; Characiformes; Acestrorhamphidae
Gene: amy2al1
Product: amylase alpha 2A-like 1
Exons: 10
Coding region: 69-1607 (512 amino acids)
Biological process (GO): carbohydrate metabolic process
Molecular function (GO): cation binding; alpha-amylase activity
Source: RefSeq, a predicted model, not a curated record
GGUAUUUCCAGACAGCUCGUGCACUCAUCCUGAAAACAUUAUCCUCUUCUCUUUUUAACAGAAGGAAAAUGAAGCUCGUGGUCUUGGCAGGACUUUUUGGGUUGACCUUUGGACAGAAUGAUCCUCAUAUGAAACAUGAAAGAACAUCUAUUGUUCAUCUGUUUGAGUGGCGCUGGGAAGAUAUUGCCACUGAGUGUGAAAGGUACCUAGCUCCAAAAGGUUUUGGAGGAGUUCAGAUCUCCCCUCCCAGUGAGAGCAUAGUGGUAACCAACCCCUGGCAGCCUUGGUGGCAGAGAUAUCAACCAAUAAGCUACAACCUUUGUUCCAGAUCAGGAACUGAGGAGGAGCUGAAAGAUAUGAUUACUCGCUGCAACAAUGUUGGGGUGAACAUCUAUGUGGAUGCUGUCAUUAAUCAUAUGUGUGGAGCAGGUGGUGGAGAAGGCAAUCACUCCAGCUGUGGCACUUACUUCAAUGCCCACAAGAAAGAUUUCCCUUCUGUUCCCUUUUCAUCCUGGGACUUUAAUGAUGGAAAAUGUAAAACAGCCAGUGGUGAAAUUGAGAAUUAUAAUGAUAUUUUUCAGGUAAGAGACUGUCGGCUGGUGAGUCUCUUGGACCUGGCCAUGGAAAAGGAUUAUGUGAGGGUAAAAAUAGUUGAAUACAUGAACAAGCUGAUCGAUAUGGGUGUGGCUGGAUUCAGAGUGGAUGCUUCCAAGCACAUGUGGCCUGGUGACCUUAGCACCAUUUUUGAUAGACUGAAUAACCUUAGCACCAGGUGGUUUCCAACUGGUUCCAAGCCUUUCAUUUACCAAGAGGUUAUUGACUUGGGUGGGGAACCAAUCCAAGCGAAGGAGUACUUUGACCUUGGAAGAGUGACAGAGUUCAAAUACAGUAGCAAACUGGGUGCUGUUGUGCGCAAAUGGAAAAAUGAGAAGCUGUGCUAUCUAAAGAAUUGGGGAGAGGGCUGGGCUUUCAUGCCCUCUGAUAAAGCUGUGGUGUUUGUAGACAACCAUGAUAAUCAAAGAGGUCAUGGAGCUGGAGGAGCUUCUGUCCUCACAUUCUGGGAUGCCAGGCUUUACAAGAUGGCUAUGGGCCUAAUGCUGGCUCAUCCCUAUGGCUUGACCAGAGUGAUGUCCAGCUAUCAGUGGGACAGACGAUUUGAGAAUGGAAAGGACCAAAAUGAUUGGAUAGGCCCACCGAGCCAUGGCAAUGGAUCCACCAAGGCAGUGCCUAUCAAUCCAGACACCACGUGUGGGGACGGCUGGGUGUGUGAACACAGAUGGCGCCAGAUCAGGAAUAUGGUGGCAUUCCGUAAUGUUGUCCAUGGACAGCCUCUCUCUAACUGGUGGGACAACAGUAAGAAUCAGAUCGCCUUUGGCCGUGGGAGCCGGGGUUUCACUGUAAUCAACAAUGAUGACUGGAACCUGAGUGAGACCCUGAACACUGGCCUGCCUGGAGGCACCUACUGUGAUGUUAUCUCUGGGGAUAAACUCAGUGGUGGGUGCACGGGAAAGCAGCUAGAGGUGGACAAAGAUGGAAGAGCCUACUUCUUCAUCAGCAAUAAGGAUGAGGAUCCAUUCAUUGCUGUUCAUACUGACUCUAAACUGUAAAUUAAUGAAAACGUAUAUAAUUCUUUACUGUUCCCAAGAACAUGCUUUACAUUUCAGAAAUUCAAACCAUUAUUAGUUUCACCAUAAACAUAAUAUCAGUAUUAAACAGAGUAUUGAAACUGAGUAGAGAUACAGAGUAUCUGGAAUUCACAACUAAAGUUGUGGUAACUCUAAAAGCCUGUAAAUUAGAUGACCUUUUAAUGUGUAUAUGUAGGGUUUCAAUCAAAAUGGUUCAACCCCAGUGUCAAAUUAGGAUUGACCAGAAACACUGUUCUGGUCAUAAUUAUCAAGUUUGUUUGUACCUUGAGAAAUGUAGCAGAGAUGUGCAAGUUGUUAUUUUACAGUAUACAGUACUGUGACAAAAUGUAGGCGCCUACUCACAAUUAUAAAACAGUGUUUAAGCAUUCAGAGUUUUACCACCAGGGUGCGCAUUCUUGCAAUAAUUUAUGAUUGAUAAUAUUACAAUAUUUUCAUAAGUGCCCGUCUUAUAGUUAAGUGUUCCACUAUAUUUCCAUCUUUUUUCUUUAUUCUUGCCUGUCUGUUUUUUCAUCUCUCUGCCUCUCUGCCUGCCGAUCAUUAAAACUGCCAUUCAUUCCAUCUGACAGUCUGUCCAACUGUCUGUUUAUUUCAUCUGACUCUCUUCCUGCCUGUUUUUCAAACUGGCUAACUUUCCAUCUGCCUGACAAAUGUAUGUGCUUAUUGUUUUAACUUCCUUUCCACCUUUAGUGUGUGGUUGCUCAAAAAGAUGUCUUUUGAGAAACGUUGUUUUAUAAAUAAACUUGACUGUCUUCUCAA